Cryptococcus wingfieldii CBS 7118 is the source of this 3591-nucleotide messenger RNA. RefSeq names its product ATP-dependent RNA helicase DHX8/PRP22. The record is from RefSeq and is a predicted model, not a curated record. Gene Ontology annotation, biological process: spliceosomal complex disassembly. The coding region runs from base 1 to 3591 and encodes 1196 amino acids. Gene Ontology annotation, cellular component: catalytic step 2 spliceosome; intracellular anatomical structure. Gene Ontology annotation, molecular function: ATP binding; RNA binding. Lineage: Eukaryota; Fungi; Basidiomycota; Tremellomycetes; Tremellales; Cryptococcaceae. The transcript has 15 exons.
AUGUCUGCCGACAAGGAGAUCUACAAGCUCGAGCUGCUUUCGCUCGUCGCAAAGGUCUCCCAGGAACUCUACAACCAUACAAAACUUCAAGACAAGAAACUUGCAGAGUUUGUUAUCUCGCUCCACGAGCAGAGCAAGACCCCGGACGCGUUCUCCAAAAAGCUCGUCGAGAUUGGGGCCGACUUUCCUGAGUGGUUCGUCAAGAAUCUGGACCGCCUCAUCGUCACCUUGCACCCCAAGUACAAACGCAAAGCCGCAAAGGCGAAAGCAGCUGCCCAGUCGGGACAGAAAUCAAGCAAAUCAACAACCAUAAUGGACGAACAAAAACAGCUGCAAGCGAGGAAAUAUCCCGGCCUAGCCAUGCCCGACCGAGAAGCAGAGAAAUUUGUUGACGAUACGCCAGACACGAAUGUCUCGUCCAAAACGCUCCCCGAUUCCGUGGGCGUGGAUGAUACUCUGGCGCAACUGUCUUCUUUGUCAUCACGGCGUGCUAGGCCCUCGGCAGACGAUUAUAUGGAGGGAGAGCCUUCUGCCAAAAGGUCUCGCGGCGACACAACCGGUCGAGACAAUGGGUAUGGUGGCUACGGUCGGAAUCACGGCGAUGGUCGCGACAAUGGCUAUGGCUCCCGCUCCGGCGGUUACUCGGGGACAUCAUACGGAGAUCGCGGAAGAAGCGGCCGAUCGGCAUUAGACCAGAAACCUCUCCUGUACAAAAUCUACGAUGGCACCGUGACCAAUAUCAAAGACUUUGGCGCGUUUGUCACUUUGGAUGGCGUGCAAAGGAACACAGAUGGUAUGGUCCAUGUUAGUAGCAUCACCAGUGGGCGUGUCAACAACCCAGCAGAGUUUUUGAAGCGCAAUCAAAGGGUCAAAGUCAAGGUCAUGUCUGUCAGCCCCAAAGUUGGUCUGAGCAUGAAAGACGUUGACCAGAUGACUGGUGCCGAUCUGUCUCCUCACCUCAUGGUAAUGACGGCAGAAGAGGCUGCCCAAGAGCAGCGCGAUCUUCAGGCUCGCGCUGCUGCCAGCGGGAGCAACAGUAUGCCUCUCUUGGGCGUCCCUGAUCUGAAAGUUUCCAGAGCAAAGCGACUGUCAAGUCCAGAGCGCUUUGAAAUCAAGCAGCUCAUUGCUAGUGGGGCCGUCUCUGCUGCAGACUAUCCUGAUCUCGAUGAUGACUUCAAUACCGAAUCCAACAACCCCGAGAUCGAAGAAGAUAUAGAUGUUGAAGUCAACGAAGUGGAACCUGCUUUCUUGGCCGGCCAAACCAAGGUCACUCUUGAACUUUCACCCGUCAAAAUUAUCAAGGCUCCUGACGGGAUGCUCAAUAGAGCUGCUCUCGCUGGCGGUACUUUGGCCAAGGAACGACGUGAUCUCAAACGUCUGGAAGCCAACGAAGAAGCCGAUGCGGAAAGUCGUGAUGUCAACCAACCAUGGCUCGAUCCUAUGGCCAACCAAAACGAACGUCAAUUCGCCACCGAUAUCAAGGGGAGUCUUAUGGGCCAGAAAGCAACACAGACGCCGGCUUGGAAAGCCGCGAAUAAAGUGGUAUCUUAUGGGAAAAUAACUUCAAUGAGCAUUCAAGAGCAAAGAAAGAGUCUUCCGAUCUACAAGCUCAGGGACCAGCUGGUAUCCGCCAUUCGUGACAACCAAAUUCUUGUUGUUGUUGGAGACACCGGUUCCGGCAAAACCACACAAAUGGCUCAGUAUCUCGCCGAAGAGGGAUUUCUCGAGCGAGGCAAGCUCGGGUGUACCCAGCCUCGUAAGGUGGCUGCUGUUUCUGUCGCAAAACGAGUGUCGGAGGAGGUGGGAUGUCGCUUGGGUGCGGAAGUUGGUUAUACCAUUCGAUUUGAAGACAUGACCAGUCCGGAGACCAAGAUCAAAUAUAUGACAGACGGCAUGCUGCUGCGUGAACUUUUGGUGGAUCCGGACUGUUCCAAGUACUCGGUUCUCAUGCUUGACGAGGCACAUGAGCGUACGAUUGCCACAGAUGUUCUAUUUGGUCUCUUGAAGAAGGCCUGUAAGCGCCGUCCGGACUUGAAGCUCAUCUGUACCUCCGCGACACUCGAUGCUGCCAAAUUCGCCGAAUACUUCUGGGGCUGCCCAAUUUUCACCAUCCCUGGUCGAACAUACCCGGUUGAAACCUUGUACACCAAGGAGCCCGAGCCUGACUAUCUCGAAGCUUCCCUCAUCACAAUCCUGCAAAUACAUCUCAUGGAGCCUGCUGGCGACGUACUCUUGUUCUUAACCGGUCAAGAAGAGAUUGACACUGCAUGUGAAGUCUUGUAUGAGCGUGUGAAAGCUCUGGGACCCCAAGUCCCGGAGUUGAUCAUCCUUCCUGUCUACGCCGCUCUGCCCUCGGAAAUGCAAUCAAGAAUCUUUGAGCCUGCGCCCCCAGGAGCUCGAAAAAUUGUGAUUGCUACCAAUAUUGCGGAAACCAGUAUCACCAUCGACGGUAUAUACUAUGUCAUCGAUCCCGGGUUUGCCAAGCAGAACGCAUACGAUCCCAAGCUUGGUAUGGACUCUCUUAUUGUCACUCCUAUCUCACAAGCUCAAGCACGACAAAGAGCAGGGCGAGCCGGCCGCACAGGCCCCGGCAAAUGCUAUAGGCUCUAUACCGAAAUCGCAUACCGCAACGAAAUGCUUCCCAAUCCAAUUCCUGAAAUCCAGCGAACAAAUUUGGCAUCCACCAUCUUGACGUUGAAGGCCAUGGGUAUCAAUGACCUCAUCAACUUUGACUUCAUGGACCCACCACCGGCGGCUACCAUGUUGACAGCCCUCGAGCAACUGUACGCGCUUGGAGCACUUGAUGAUGAGGGCCUCUUGACUAGAAUUGGUCGAAAGAUGGCUGACUUCCCGUUGGAUCCGCCGUUGUCAAAGAUGCUUAUCAUGUCGGUGGAUUAUGGGUGUUCAGAAGAGGCUUUGACGAUUGUUGCUAUGCUUCAAGCAGGAGGUCAGGUAUAUUAUCGACCCAAGGACAAGCAAUCGCAAGCAGAUGCAAAAAAGGCUAAAUUCCAUCAACCUGAAGGAGACUUGUUGACAUUAUUGGCUGUCUACAAUGGUUGGAGGGAUUCGAAAUUCAGUAACCCAUGGUGUUUUGAAAACUUUAUCCAGACACGUGCCAUGAAGACUGCUCAAGAUGUCCGGAAACAGCUCAUUGGUAUCAUGGACCGUUACAAACAUGAUCUUGUAUCUUGCCGAAGUAAUUUCAACCAGGUGCGAAUGGCUAUCUGUUCUGGCUUUUUCCGUAAUGCUGCAAAAAAAGACCCAACAGAAGGGUAUAAAACGUUAGUUGAAGGGACACCAGUCAGCAUCCACCCUUCCAGUGCUCUGUUUCAACGACCGCCGGAAUGGUGUGUGUAUUAUGAACUUGUGUUGACAGCCAAGGAAUACAUGCACCAGGUCACUGUGAUCGAACCGAAGUGGCUUUCGGAGGUGGCGCCAACUUUCUUCCGCAUUGCCGAUCAAAACAAGAUCAGCAAACGCAAGGCAUUGGAGAAGAUUGAGCCCUUAUUCGAUCGGUUCGCAGCAGACAAGGAUGAUUGGCGUCUAAGCAAGCAGAAGAAGCUCGGCCGGUCCUCACAAACGUUUGGUUGA